CGGCUCUCUGCUGAUGAUGGCUCUUCGUAUUUUAAUCAUUACCUCUGAAAGUGUCUUUCGAUAGAGUUGAACAGACUGCUGUUGAAGGAGCUGAGAUAACUACACAUGGCAACUCGUAUCAGACCUAGCAACAAGCGUUGCGCUGUCAUCGGAGGGUCUGGAUUCCUCGGCAGACACCUUGUGGAGCAUUUAUUGGACAAAGGAUAUGCAGUGGCUGUGUUUGAUAUCAGACAGGCCUAUGAACAUCCAGGAGUGACCUUUCACCAAGGGGACCUGUGUGACAAACAGGCUUUGCUUGUAGCUUUGAAAGAUGUGUCUAUAGUAUUUCACUGUGCCUCACCUGCACCAGCCAGUGAUGACCUCGCACUGUUUCAGAGGGUCAAUAUUGAUGGCACACGGACUGUUAUACAGGCCUGCCAUGAGGCAGGAGUGCAGAAAUUAGUACUGACCAGCAGUGCAAGUGUGGUGUUCGAAGGAACUGACAUCAAGAAUGGGAAAGAGGAUUUGCCUUAUGCAAAAAAGCCAAUAGAUUAUUAUACAGAAACUAAAAUCCAGCAGGAAAAGUUGGUGUUGGAGGCGUGCAGUAAAGAUAAGGGUUUUCUCACAGUUGCUAUCCGUCCGCAUGGCAUCUUUGGCCCCCGGGACCCUCAGUUAGUACCCAUCCUGGUAGACAUGGCCCGCAAAGGAAAGAUGAAGUUCAUUAUCGGAGAUGGAUCCAAUCUUGUGGACUUUACCUAUGUGGAGAAUGUAGUUCAUGGGCAUAUUUUAGCGGCUGAACGCCUGAAGCCUGAUUCUCCACUCUGUGGCCAGGCUUACCACAUAACCAAUGACGAGCCAGUGCGUUUCUGGGAUUUCAUGUCUCAGAUUCUGGUGGGUUUGGGCUACAGCGCCCCACGGUACCACCUGCCUUACAUGCUGGUGUAUGGAAUCGCCUUGCUGCUGUGGCUGAUCGCCUUCAUACUGCGGCCCCUGAUCCAGGUCAAACCCACCUUCACCCCCAUGCGAGUAGCUCUGGCUGGCACCUACCACUACUACAGCUGUGCCCGUGCCAAGCAGGACAUGGGUUACCAGCCCGUGGUUCCUUUACAAGAGGCUAUAGCACGCACUGUAGAGAGCUACCCACAUCUAAGGAAUGGAGUGUAAUACCACAGUAAAUACUUUUUUCUUGCACGCUGAGACUGGACUUUUUACUGACGUGUUUACUUUGUGCUGAACUGUAGUAUAAGCCUUAGAUUACCAUGUUUUUAUUUUAUAGGUGGCAUUAACAAUGCACUUAAUUAUUCCUAUUAAUUAAAUGUACAUUUUCACCAACCAAUGUUGGGUUCAGACGGAAAAUACCAAUAUUUGUGGAUCAAAAGAAUUCAAACUUUAUGAAACAGCUAUUCAAGUCUAACUCAUUUUUAUUCAAAUACCUAAUUGUAUCACAUUCCUUUUUUGGUUAAGGCUUAGGUAUAACUCUGUUGAACUUUUGUCUUUUUCUUUUUUGCUUUAAAUCAAACCUUUAAUUCUUCCCUAUGGGAAAAAUCAUUUUGGAAUCAAGACAGCUGAAAAAGUGGGCGGGCUUUGUUGUGGUCUGUCAAAAGCAUUUGUGGCAUAAUGUUGAUUAAAACAAAAAUAAUUUUGACUUGUCCCUUUCUUUAAAAAAGCAACAAUAUAAGUUUAAAUUGAGACCCUUACAAUGGAAAUGAAUGAGGACAAUUUUUUGGAAGGUUUAAAGACAGAAAUGUUAAGAUUAAAAUUGUAUUAACAUUCUUCUGUUAAAACUUAUGUAUUAUGUAUUAUUUGAGCUGUAAAGUUGUUUAAAUGGUUGUUUCACCUCAAUACGGGUGGUGGAGAAUGAAUCUCAGUUGCCUCCGCAUCUGAGACCGUCAAUCCACGCAUCUUAUUACGUGGCUUGUUGAGCACGUUACCGCGGAGACAUAGUGCAUGUGGAGGCUGCACGCUAUUCUCCGUGGCGUCCACGCACAACUCACCACACAUCCCACCGAGAGCGAGAACCACAUUAUAGCAACCAUGAGGAGGUUACCCCAUGUGACUCUGGUUGUGACUGUGGUUGCUUAGGAGACCUGGCUGGCAUGCCCUGGAUUCGAACUCGAGACUCCAGGGGUGGUAGUCAGUGUCUUUACUCGCUGAGCUACACAGGCCCCCCCAUAUUAUAUGUUCCUAAAGUAAAGAAGUACAAUUUGAAAUACAUUUUUGUGAUAAUCAGCAUUCUGCCCCAAAUGGUGUCGAUUGAACUUAACUUGUAGUUAACGCUGAAUAUUCUUUAAUAUUGUUCCUGCCCCCAAGUGAUGUUAGUGGAAAAAGAAUGUUGGUUUAGAGGUGGAGCAAUUUGUUACAUUUUGAUUAAAGAUUACAAAGCUAAAAACAACAAGACCAUGAAUGUGUAUUAUGAACCUAAAUGGGGUCAAAUUUGAUUUCACGUUCACCUAAAAGUCACAUUUUGGUGGUUGUAUUAUGACAAUCUGUUUCUGCGUCAACAAAAAGACCAGUUUGCGUAGAAUGUCAUUGAAUUAAGUCAUCAUGAUGUCACACCUUUUAGUAAUUAUAAUUGUAAAAGGAGUAUUAAUGGGAUGGACAUACACACUCUUUUACCUGUGAAGCAUUUUUCCUGUCCAUUUCACUAUCACUCAUAUUUCAUGACAAAUCACAUCAAUCACAUAUGCAUAUAACUUUCAUUUCACACUAGUAAUACUUCAGCGAUACAUUAUAAACAAUGACAGCAAUGUUUCCCCAAUGGUACAUUUUUUCAAUUCCUCCAACAGGCGUUGAAUGGGAGGUGGGGGUGUUGUUCAGAUAGCUGACAUUCCCCAUGCAAAGAUCUGAAUCACUAUCACUAUGACUCACAAUCGUCAAACCGGUUUCUUUCCCACUGCAGUAGGCGUUACCCAUGAUGAAACUGUAUCGGGCCUCUUGGUUCUCUCUCGAGACGCGCUCACAGGGGUGUGAAUGUGUCUUUAGGCAGCAGAAUGCUGGUCAUUGGGUUAGUGAGUAUCCUAGAGACUGCACACACCCUAUUUGUUGUAGAGUGUGUGAGACAGUUGUACACUGUGGUUUGGAUUGGUGCUUCCGUGUUCAUUUAUGGACACUUGACUCAGCAGUUCACCUUGACUGAACAUUGGGUUACCAUUGACACACGUUUAUCUAAGCAGUUAGUUGUAGGCUGUCGUUUGAUGUCUGGAAUCACAGUUGUGUACAGUUGUUUUUGUUUCAGCAUCAGCGGUCUUUAAUAUAAAAAAAAACAUUUAUUCAUUUAUUCCCAAAAACUAUAAAAAUGCAGUUCAAACACAAAAUGUCUUGGAUAAACCUAAUUAACAUUUCUGAAUUAAAUUGUAGACUAUUUAGACUAAUAUAUAUAUAUAGAUUAUACAGUUUUUCACAAGUCCUCAGAAGUUUAUAUACUCUUUGUUAGUAUUUGGUACCAUUGCCUUUAUAUUGUUUAACUUGGGUCAAAUGUUUUGGGCAGCCUUCCACAAGCUUCUCUCAAUAAUUUGCUGGAAUUUCGGCCCGUUCCUCCAGACAGAACUGGUGACCUACAAGUCAUGAUUGUAGGCCUUGUUGCUUGCACACGCUUUUUCAGUUCCGCCCACAAAUUUUCUGGUCAGGGCUUUGUGAUGGCCACUCCAAUACCUUGACUUUGUUGUCCUUAAGCCAUUUUGCCGCAACUUUGGAGGUAUGCUUGGGGUCAUUGUCCAUUUGCGACAGAGCUUUAACUUCCUGGCUGAUGUCUUGAGAUGUUGCUAAAAUGUAUCCACAUAAUUGUCCUUCCUCAUGAUGUCAUCUAUUUUGUGAAGUGUACCAGUCCCUCCUGCAGCAAAGCACCCCACAACAUUAUGCUGCCACCCCCAUGCUUCACGUUGGGAUGGUGUUCUUCGGCUUGCAAGCAUCACCCAUUUUCCUCCAAACAUAACGAUGGUCAUUAUGGCCAAACAGUUCCAUUUUUGUUUCAUUAGACCAGAGAAAAUUUCUCCAGAAGUAAGAUCUUUGUCCCCAUGUGCACUUCUGGCUUUUUUAUGGCGGUUUUGGAGCAGUGGCUUCUUCCUUGCUGAGCAACCUUUCAGGUUAUGUCAAUAUAGGACUGGGAUAUAGAUACUGUUUUACUGUGGAUAUAGAUACUUGUCUACCUGUUUCUUCCAGCAUCUUCACAAGGUCCUUUGCUGUUGUUCUGAGAUUGAUUUGCACUUUUACACUUUGUCUCCUUCCUGAGUGGUAUGAUGGCUGCAUGGUCCCAUGGUGUUUAUACAGUCUAACAGUCUGUCUGUAAACAAUUGUUGGGAAAAUGUAUCAUGUCCUAGUAGAUGUCCUCAACGAAUUGCCAAAACUAUAGUUUGCUAAUAUGAAAUCUGUGGAGUGGUUGAAAUAUUAGUUUUAAUGACUUCAACCUAAGUGUAAGUUAACCUCUGACUUCAACUGUACGUACAUAGACCUUUUUAUUUAAUGGCCAAUAUUUUUACUCCGGAUUUAUUAAUUUAUUCAAAAAAGAACAAAAAUGCAGACAAAUGAACAUUUCUGAAUUAAAAUGUGUUAAUUCAUAUAUACUUAUAAAAUUAUAUUUUAUAUAAAAUAUAAGACAAACAUUCUUAGGAAAAAGGAUGUCAUUCGUAUAUAUGUGUGUGUGUGGGGGUGUUUUGUUUUGAGAGUUUUGUUUAAAAAAAAAAAAAAAGAAGAAAAAAAGUAUGUAUAUAUGUAUGUAUAUUAAAAUUCCACAAUCUUUCAAUGUGAUGUAACUAACACGCAGGAAGCCAUUUUGUUGAAAAUAUUAUAGUUCGAUUUUUGUAUUAUUAUUAAUGAAUUACAAGAUUUA
Molecule: messenger RNA, 4804 nt
Organism: Xyrauchen texanus (razorback sucker)
Lineage: Eukaryota; Metazoa; Chordata; Actinopteri; Cypriniformes; Catostomidae
Gene: nsdhl
Product: NAD(P) dependent steroid dehydrogenase-like
Exons: 8
Coding region: 106-1143 (345 amino acids)
Biological process (GO): steroid biosynthetic process
Molecular function (GO): 3-beta-hydroxy-Delta5-steroid dehydrogenase (NAD+) activity
Source: RefSeq, a predicted model, not a curated record